AUGGCCAGAAGCUACCAUACACUCGAAUCGCUAGCCAAAACGUCGCCGUACACUGCGCUCAUGAGGCCGGAUGAAGACGUUCCGACGCCGGACAAGGUGAGUAUUGCGGCGUCAAAGACCCCGAGACAGUUGAAGUCUGGCUUCUUCACAUACACGUACCCGACGGAACGGAAGGCGUACGAGUUCUUGAGCAGCUCCACGCGGGCCAUGCUUGAUCUCGGCUUGGACCCGAACGCGGAGCCCAAGUCCCAAUUCUUCAGAGACAUUGUGUCCGGGAAGACCACGUACGUGUCGGAGAAGGACGGGGUGCAUCCGUUUGCGAUGGCCUACGCCGGGUUCCAGUUCGGGAACUUUGCCGGCCAACUAGGAGACGGCCGGGUGGUGAACUUGUUCACGGUGAAGAACCCGGAGACGGGGAAGUCGUACGAGCUCCAGCUCAAGGGCGCUGGUAAGACGCCGUUCUCGCGUUUUGCGGACGGCAAUGCUGUGCUCAGGUCGUCGAUUCGGGAGUACGUCAUCUCCGAGAGCUUGAACGCCAUUGGGAUUCCCUCCACGAGAGCGUUGGCGAUCACCGCUUUACCUGAAAACAGGGCGCAACGGUCCGGCGCCGAGAUCUGCGCCGUUGUCUGCAGAAUGUCUCCAACGUGGCUUAGAAUUGGCCAUUUCGACUACUGUCGGAUGAAGGGGGACAGGAAGGGCCUACUGGAGCUCUGCGACUACAUCAACGGCGAGGUGCUGGACGGUAAGAAGUACACGAAGGAGUUGGAGGACUUCAUCGCCGGUGACGAGAAAUUGAAGCAGUUAGAGCUGACCGACUACGAUAAGCUCUUUUUGGACAUUGUCAUCCGGAACGCCAAGUCGGUCGCGUACUGGCAUACGUACGGGUUCUUGAACGGUGUCUUGAACACGGACAACACCUCUGUGCUUGGGUUGGCGAUCGAUUUCGGGCCGUUUGCAAUCAUGGACAAGUUUGAUCCGAACUACACCUCGAACAGCGAGGACCACACGUUGAGAUACUCUUUCAAAAACACUCCUUCGGCGAUAUGGUUCAACAUGGUUAAGUUGGCCGAGUCUUUGGCCGAGAUCUUGGGGGCCACUCCGGAGCUCUUGAAGGACGAGAACUUCCAGAAGAACGGGUUCCCGGACGAGAAGUCCAUUGCGGCCGCCACAGCACGAGUCAACAGUCUUGUUCAGGCUGCCGGCGACGUCUACGAGAAGGUUUUCAUCGAGGACUACCUGCGGUUGGUCUGCGGCCGGUUGGGCAUCACACCAAAGGAGUCGGACAACUCGGAGAUCCUGGGUCUCUUGUUCGAGACGUUGCAGGUGACUAAGCUCGAGUACAACAAGUUCUUCACGAUUUUGCAGAGCUUGCCCUUAAGGGACGACGACUUUGACGCCGGGUUGGCCGCGUUGGCGUUUCUCCCAGAGUCGCUGCAGGCGCCCGAGCAGAAGGAGGAGCGGGACAAGGUGUUGAAGGAGCUCCGGGUCUUCCUCACGAUCUUCAGGGCUCGUGUUGAGGAGGAGUUUCUCACGGACGAGGUCCGGCUGGAGCGUGCACGGGGAUCCAACCCGCUCUUUGUUCCUAAGAACUGGGUUUUGGACGACGUGAUCUCGUAUACGACGGAGAAGCUCCGGGCGAAGGCCGGCGAGGCCGAGGCCGGUGCGUACUUGAACAAGAUCAUGAAGAUGGCGAACAACCCGUACGACCGGAGCAGGUGGGGCGAGGAGCUCAAGGACGUGGAGGAGAGAUGGAUGUCCGACGUGGACGACUCGAAGAUGAUGCUGAGCUGCAGCUGUUCGAGCUGA
Molecule: messenger RNA, 1806 nt
Organism: Pichia membranifaciens NRRL Y-2026
Lineage: Eukaryota; Fungi; Ascomycota; Pichiomycetes; Pichiales; Pichiaceae
Exons: 1
Coding region: 1-1806 (601 amino acids)
Source: RefSeq, a predicted model, not a curated record